This is a messenger RNA of Podarcis raffonei (Aeolian wall lizard), 9901 nucleotides long. RefSeq names its product citron rho-interacting serine/threonine kinase (gene CIT). Lineage: Eukaryota; Metazoa; Chordata; Lepidosauria; Squamata; Lacertidae. The coding region runs from base 137 to 6382 and encodes 2081 amino acids. The transcript has 48 exons. Gene Ontology annotation, cellular component: cytoskeleton; cytoplasm. Gene Ontology annotation, biological process: mitotic cytokinesis; actomyosin structure organization; peptidyl-threonine phosphorylation. Gene Ontology annotation, molecular function: ATP binding; protein serine/threonine kinase activity. The record is from RefSeq and is a predicted model, not a curated record.
CGGCAGCUGCGGCUCGUUGCGUUUGGGGGAAAAGGGCGCCGAAGCUUCAGGGGGCUCCCUUGCUGACAUGCCGUUGGAUUGAAAACAAACUACAGCAUCCAUCCUGGGAGGUGUCUGUCGGUGGUGAAUUUUGAAGAUGUUGAAGUUUAAGUAUGGUGUGCGUAAUCCUGCGGAGAUAGGCAUGAUGGAGCCCAUUGCCAGCCGUGUCUCUAGACUUAACCUGCUUUUACAGGGGAAGCUGCCCUCUGUGGCACAGCAGCAGAUGUCUCCAUUUUCCAGGGAAGGCAUUUUGGACUCCCUAACGGUGCUUUUCGAAGAAUGCAGCAACCCUGUUUUAAUGAAAAUCAAGCAUGUGGGCAAUUUCAUUAAAAAGUAUUCGGACUCUGUAGCAGCAUUCCGAGAACUUCAGCCCAGUCUGAAGGACUUUGAAGUCAGAAGUCUGGUGGGAUGUGGUCAUUUUGCAGAAGUGCAGGUAGUGAGAGAGAAGGCAACUGGCGAUGUGUAUGCCAUGAAGGUGAUGAGCAAGGAGAGGCUGCUGGCACAGGAUCAUGUAUUAUUCUUUGAGGAAGAAAGGAAUAUAUUAUCCCAGAGUACCAGCCCUUGGAUUCCACAGUUGCAUUAUGCAUUUCAAGACAAAAAGAAUCUUUAUUUGGUUAUGGAAUAUGAGCCUGGAGGAGAUCUUCUGUCCUUCCUAAACAGAUAUGAGGAUCAACUUGAUGAAAGCACUAUUCAGUUUUAUCUAGCGGAGUUAGUUCUGGCCAUCCAUAGUGUCCAUCAAAUGGGCUAUGCUCACCGAGAUAUUAAACCAGAGAAUAUUCUUAUUGACCGAACAGGACACAUCAAGCUGGUGGACUUUGGGUCUGCCGCCAAACUGACGGUGGAUAAAAAGGUGGAUGCCAAACUGCCAGUUGGCACCCCAGAUUAUAUGGCUCCAGAGAUGCUAACAGUUCUGAAUAGCAAUGGCAAGGGUUCAUAUGGAUCAGAAUGUGACUGGUGGUCUCUAGGGGUGGUUGCUUAUGAAAUGAUGUAUGGAAAAUCACCAUUUAUGGAAGGAACCUCAAGCAAAACCUUCAAUAACAUAAUGAACUUUCAGAGGUUCCUGAAGUUCCCUGAGGAUGUGAAAGUCAGCAAAGAAUUCCUUGAUCUAGUGCAGAGCUUACUGUGUGGGCAGAAAGAGAGACUAGAUUAUGAAAGCCUCUGCUGUCAUCCAUUCUUUUCUACAGUUGACUGGAGUUGCAUCUGUAACUCUCCUCCCCCCUUUGUGCCUACCAUCAAGUCUGAUGAUGACACCUCAAAUUUCGAUGAACCAGACAAGAAUUCACGAAUUGUAUCCUCUCUGUGCAAGCUGAACCCUGCAGGUUUCUCAGGAGAAGAUUUGCCGUUUGUAGGAUUCUCCUUCAUCAAGGCGUUGGGGAUUCUCCGAACAGAGUCUGCUUUGGGUUUGGAUUCUCCAGCCAAGAUUAACUCCAUGGAAAAGAAAAUCCUUCUUAAGAGUAAAGAGCUGCAAGACACCCGGGAUAAGUGCCACAAGAUGGAGCAGGAAAUGACGCGCUUGCACCGCAGAGUAUCGGAGGUGGAGGCUGUACUUAGCCAAAAGGAGGUGGAACUGAAAGCCUCCGAGACCCAGCGAUCCCUCCUUGAGCAGGACCUGGCUACCUACAUCACAGAAUGCAGUAGCUUAAAGCGAAGUCUGGAGCAGGCUCGGAUGGAAGUGUCUCAGGAGGAUGACAAGGCACUGCAGCUCCUUCACGAUAUCAGGGAACAGAGCCGGAAGCUUCAGGAAAUCAAAGAACAGGAGUAUCAGGCUCAGGUAGAAGAGAUGAGGCUAAUGAUGAAUCAGUUAGAAGAAGACCUCAUUUCAGCUCGCAGACGGAGUGAUCUUUAUGAGUCGGAAUUGAGAGAGUCCCGAUUGGCUGCUGAAGAGUUCAAACGCAAAGCCACAGAAUGUCACAACAGGCUCCAGAAGGUAGCUAAGGUUAAAGAUCAAGGGAAAACGGAAGUAGGAGAGCUGUAUUCCAAACUGGAGAAGGUGAAUGCGGAACAGCAGGUCAAAAUCCAGGAGCUACAGGAGAAGCUGACAAAGGCAAUGAAAGCCAGCUCAGAGGCCACUGAACUCCUUCAGAACAUACGCCAAGCGAAAGAAAGAGCCGAGAAAGAACUGGAGAAGUUGCAAAACCGGGAAGACUCUAACGAAGGCAUGAAAAAGAAAUUGCUCGAAGCAGAGGAAAGGCGUCAUUCUCUGGAGAACCAAGUGAAGCGAUUGGAAACGGUUGAACGCAGAGAGAACCGACUGAAGGAAGAUAUCCAGACGAAAUCUCAGCAGAUCCAGCAGAUGGCGGAUAAAAUUUUGGAAUUAGAAGAGAAGCACCGGGAGGCACAGCUCUCCGCACAGCACCUGGAGUUGCAUCUGAAACAGAAAGAGCAGAUGUAUGAAGAAAGGAUCAAAGUACUUGACCAUCAGAUGAAAAAAGAUCUUGCAGACAAGGAUGCGCUUGAGAACUUAUUGAGAAAACAUGAGGAAGAAGCCCAUGAAAAAUGCAAAAUUCUUGCAGAACAGAAGGCAAUGCUCAAUGCCAUGGAUUCAAAGAUUAGGUCUCUGGAACAGAGAAUAGUGGAACUGUCUGAAGCUAAUAAGCUUGCAGCAAAUAGCAGCCUAUUUACGCAGAGGAACAUGAAAGCCCAAGAAGAAAUGAUUUCUGAGCUCAGACAGCAGAAAUUUUAUCUGGAAACUCAAGCUGGAAAAUUGGAGGCCCAGAACAGUAAGCUGGAGGAACAGUUGGAGAAAAUCAGUCAUCAGGACCACAAUGACAAGGCUCGCUUGUUGGAGCUGGAGACUAGAUUGCGAGAGGUUAGCCUUGAACACGAAGAACAAAAAUUGGAGUUGAAGCGGCAGCUUACAGAAUUGCAGCUCACCCUCCAGGAGAGGGAAUCUCAGAUUUCGGGGUUGCAGGCUGCCCGCGCAGCCCUGGAAAGUCAACUCCGGGAGGCUAAAACUGAGCUAGAGGAGACCACGGCUGAGGCAGAAGAGGAGAUCCAAGCUCUGACGGCUCAUAGAGAUGAAAUCCAGCGUAAAUUUGAAGCCCUUCGUAAUAGCUGCACAGUGAUUACAGACUUGGAAGAGCAGCUGAAUCAGUUGAGUGAGGACAACGCUGAGCUGAACAACCAGAAUUUCUUCCUGUCCAAACAACUAGAUGAGGCUUCGGGGGCAAAUGAUGAGGUAGUGCAGCUGCGAAGCGAGGUAGACCACCUCCGUCGCGAGAUCACGGAGCGAGAGAUGCAGCUGACCAGCCAGAAGCAAACGAUGGAGGCCUUAAAGACAACCUGCACGAUGCUUGAAGAGCAAGUGAUGGAUCUGGAGGCUCUGAAUGACGAGCUGCUUGAGAAGGAGCGCCAAUGGGAGGCUUGGCGGAGUGUUCUGGGGGACGAGAAGACCCAGUUCGAAUGUCGGGUUCGAGAGCUGCAGAGAAUGUUGGAUACAGAGAAACAAAGCAGGGUGCGAGCAGAUCAGCGCAUCACUGAAUCCCGUCAGGUGGUAGAGCUUGCUGUGAAAGAACAUAAAGCAGAAAUCUUGGCUCUCCAGCAAGCGUUAAAGGAGCAAAAACUCAAGGCUGAGAGCCUUUCUGACAAGCUUAAUGAUUUGGAGAAGAAGCAUGCUAUGCUGGAGAUGAACGCGCGUAGCCUGCAACAGAAGCUUGAGACGGAGCGUGAACUCAAGCAGAGGCUUCUGGAAGAGCAAGCAAAGCUGCAGCAACAAAUGGAUCUACAGAAAAAUCACAUAUUCCGCCUGACUCAAGGCCUGCAAGAGGCUUUGGAUAGGGCAGAUCUUCUGAAGACUGAGAGAAGUGACCUGGAGUACCAGCUAGAAAAUAUCCAGGUUCUCUAUUCCCAUGAAAAGGUGAAAAUGGAGGGCACCAUUUCACAACAAACCAAGCUCAUUGACUUUCUGCAAGCAAAGAUGGACCAGCCAGCCAAAAAGAAAAAGGGCCUGUUUAGUCGACGGAAAGAGGACCCUUGUUUACCCACACAGGUUCCUCUGCAGUACAAUGAGCUGAAGGUGGCGCUGGAGAAGGAGAAGGCCCGUUCGGCUGAGCUGGAGGAGGCCCUUCAGAAAACUCGCAUCGAGCUCAGAUCUGCUCGAGAGGAAGCUGCCCAUAGGAAAAUUACAGACCACCCUCACCCAUCCACUCCUGCCACGGCCAGGCAGCAGAUCAUCAUGUCUGCCAUAGUCCGGUCACCAGAACACCAGCCCACGCCCAUCAGUCUGCUUGCUCCUCCCUCAAGCCGCAGAAAGGAGUCUUCCACACCAGAGGAGUUUAACCGGCGCCUGAAAGAACGGAUGCACCACAAUAUCCCUCACCGGUUCAAUGUGGGGCUGAACAUGAGAGCAACUAAAUGUGCAGUUUGCUUGGAUACGGUUCACUUUGGACGACAGGCGUCUAAAUGUCUUGAAUGCCAGAUGAUGUGCCAUCCAAAGUGCUCAACCUGUUUGCCGGCUACUUGUGGCUUGCCUGCUGAAUACGCCACGCAUUUCUCCGAAGCCUUCUGCCGAGACAAACUGAACUCUCCGGGUCUGCAGCUGAAAGAGCCAAGCAGCAGUUUACGGCUAGAAGGAUGGAUGAAGGUGCCAAGAAAUAAUAAGCGUGGGCAGCAGGGCUGGGACAGGAAGUAUAUAGUUCUGGAAGGAACUAAAGUGCUUGUUUAUGACACAGAAGCAAGAGAAGCAGGACAGAGGCCUACGGAGGAGUUUGAGCUGUGUCCUCCAGACGGAGAUGUGACUGUCCACGGAGCUGUGGGCGCAACUGAGCUCCUAAACACAGCUAAGACAGAUGUGCCCUAUAUAUUGAAGCUGGAAUCUCAUCCUCAUACCACGUGUUGGCCUGGCCGGACUCUCUACUUACUCACACCCACUUUUCCUGAUAAGCAACGCUGGGUCAGUGCGCUGGAAUCCAUAGUUGCUGGAGGAAGAGUUUCCAGGGAAAAGGCUGAGGCUGAUGCUAAGCUCCUUGGAAAUUCUCUCCUGAAGCUGGAGGGAGAGGACCGUUUGGAUAUCAACUGCACACUGCCCUUCAGUGACCAGGUGGUCCUAGUGGGUGCUGAGGAAGGCCUUUAUGCCCUGAAUGUGCUGAAGAACUCUUUAACACAUGUCCCAGGAAUUGGUGCCGUCUUCCAAGUGCACCUCAUUAAGGAUCUGGAGAAGCUGCUCAUGAUAGCAGGGGAUGAGAGGGCACUGUGUCUUGUUGACGUGAAGAAAGUUAAGCAGUCUCUAGCCCAGUCCCACCUGCCAGCCCAGCCUGAUGUCUCUCCAAACGUUUUUGAGGCUGUGAAAGGAUGUCAUCUUUUUGCUGCUGGCAAGAUUGAGAAUGGGCUGUGCAUCUGUGCAGCGAUGCCCAACAAAGUGGUGGUUCUGCGCUACAAUGAGAGCCUCAGCAAGUUCUGCAUCAGGAAGGAGAUUGAAACCUCGGAGCCCUGCAGCUGCAUUCAUUUCACCAGUUACAGCAUCAUCAUUGGAACAAAUAAGUUCUAUGAAAUUGAGAUGAAGCAGUACACCCUUGAGGAAUUCCUGGACAAGAAUGACCAUACUUUAGCUUCUGCUGUGUUUGCAUCAUCCACCAACAGUUUUCCAAUCAAUAUCAUCCAGGUGAACCCUACAGGGCAGAGGGAGGAGUAUCUGCUUUGCUUUCAUGAGUUUGGCGUCUUUGUAGACUCCUAUGGAAGGCGCAGUCGCUCAGAUGACCUGAAAUGGAGUCGUCUGCCUUUAGCAUUCGCCUACAGGGAGCCUUACCUGUUUGUGACGCACUUCAACUCUCUCGAAGUGAUUGAGAUCCAAGCACGUGCCUCCCUCGGCACUCCAGCACGAGCCCACUUGGAUAUUCCGAGCCCUCGCUACCUGGGUCCAGCGAUUUCAUCAGGAGCAAUUUACCUGGCCUCUUCCUACCAGGACAAACUAAGAGUUAUUUGCUGCAAGGGGAAUUUGGUGAAGGAAUCAAACAACGAACUCCACCGAGUCCCCUCUACUACGCGCAGCUGUCCACGUCCAUUGUUUUUGAAUGACAGCAGUCCGAACAAGAGGGGCCCCCCGACAUAUAACGAGCACAUAACCAAGCGGGUAGCGUCAAGCCCUGGGCCUCCGGAAGGUCCAAGCCACCCUCGGGAGCCAAGCACACCCCAUCGCUAUCGAGAGGGAAGGACGGAGAUGCGUAGGGACAAGUCUCCUGGGCGUCCUCUAGAGAGGGAGAAAUCUCCUGGCAGGGUCCUGAGCACCCGCAGGGAAAGGUCUCCUGGGAGGCUGUUUGAGGAGAGCAGCAGGGGACGGAUGCAGGUGGGGGGAGCAAGGACUCCCCUCUCCCAAGUCAACAAGGUCUGGGACCAAUCGUCAGUAUAAGCUACACAAGCCUCCCCUUGACCUUGAACUGCAGGAAGAGCCGAGGAAAUGUACUGAGUAGAUGCACUUCUUAACUUAGCUGCCCAGGUACCCACCCAGCCAACAGCACUGGGCCCCAAAUAAUUGCUCUGGCAACAGGAUCCGAUCCACCAGGACUCAAGUUGCUCGCAAGGAUCGUUUGCAUCUCAGUUUCUUUUCCUGCAGCUUCCUGCAGUUCGGUUUUUCUCUUCCCUUCUCUCUCCUUUCCCCUUCCCUCUUUUUGAGCACUUUGUUACUACCGUUGCUCUUUCAAGCAGUUCAUGGGCUUUUUAUACUUCGCUUUUAGCCUUUUACCAGCCCGCCCUCGCCCCACCCCCCAUCAACAGAAGUCAGAUGGGAUGGGGAUCUCACCUAAGUCUUGAAAGGUGGGCUAUAUCAGCAUUUGGGAAAGAUGCUGGAAUUGUGGGAAGGCCCUUUAACCGGCAAAAGGCCACAGCGAUUCGUGUCUCCACACCCAACAUCAUUAGCUUCUGCUGUAGAGCUUUUAGAGAAAGCCUGGUCAAUUUAGUCCAUCCGCUCCUUCCAAAACCUUUUGGAAUUUAGGAUUCCCAAAGAAAAAGAUACCCGUUAAAUGCAGCUCUGCCGUCAGCCGGGUUACAGGGAAGGGAACGUCCUGUUUUAGCUCUCCCCAAAUAUCCCGCGAUAACACAGAAUAAGUGGUCGUGAUCCACUUCUCUCACUCUCUCCUUCUGCACUAAAGCAGUAUGGAGGUGUAAAACCUCCCUCUCUUACCCAGGUUUUCUGCAUGGCAGCUCCCUGCAUGCUUCCUAUACACCACCAUCCUCCUGGCUGCAGUCUCCUUUUCAGUUGCUUUUGCUAGAUAUUGUAUCUUGUACCUCCCGUGUUAACUAAACUGAAGCCUUUAUAGAUUAUGCUGCAACAAUUAACCAUCAUUGUUUACUGGGGAAACUGGCACUGAAGGAGAAUGAGCUUUAACAGUUCUCGAUUCCACGACAACAGAACUUAGCGAGGCAUGACGACAUUCCCAUCCCCAGCCAGCACUAGGCAGGAUCCUGUUCACAAACGUAUCACUAUAUACUGGAUAAAGGCUAAGCUAAAGGAAAGGCCCUCCUUGCCGCAGCGGUGCAACCAGCGCUCAGACGCUACCAAAGAGGGGAGUGAGGGACCGAAACAAAACAAGCCAUAGUGUGGUUUGUACUUUUUUGGGGUAGGUCAGGGACAAGGGAACCUUUGAUUCUCCUGUUGGCGUUGGGCCCAUAAUGAUCGCUGGCCGGGGCUGAUGGGAGACAGAGCCCAACAUCUGGAGGCCCACAGUCAGUGGGAAUGGGUUGAUGGCUUCACCUGGCGGUCAAAGGCAGGCAGCAGCUUUUGGGGAGUAGGUGCUCUCACCGUGCCAUUUGCUCCUGCCUUCGUCAGGUCCCCAUUUGGCUCCUGUUUUGGAGGCCCGCAGGCUCCCCAUCCCUAGUACAGCAACGGACCACCCCUACCCGGCAGUGAUGAUAAAGGCAAAUUUUAACAGCUUUGGCGAACUCUUCCAAACAUUUCUCCAUCACUUUUUGCCUCCCCGCUGCAAUCCCCUCUAUAGCUUCUCACGUUCGGGUGUUGCUGAGCCACCGAGGCAAACAAGUUUCCAAGUUUAGGCUUUCGGCCAUUCGGUUUGCUUUAGCUGCUGCGUUUCACUCCAAGCUGGCAAGAGCAAAAAUCCCACUCUGCCUCUCCUGCUUACUCCUUUUGCCAGCUGGUGCUGCCCUACUGGAGAGGCACCUAAAAUCUCUUCUGCUUCAAUCAGUGCCCUUCUGGAGGGUCUUGUGGAUUACAGGGUCUGGUCUGUUGUAUAUCCGGGCUAUUUUAUAUCAGAUGGUUUGUCAGGAAACAUGCUGAGACUUCUGCCUCUGGGUCUGGGUGUUCUGAAAGGUUUUUAAGGUCUUUGCAUCUCAUGGGGAAAAAAGUCCCUCGUGACCUGAAAGCUCGGCUUGUCGAGUCCUGAGAGUGUAUAUCUUGUGUCUUGUUUGUGAAAUGCUUCCUGCUAUAGAAUAGCUCAAAGGACUGUACAUAUUUACAAGAAACUUUAUAUUCGUAAAAAACAAAAAAAGGAAAUCAAAUCAGUUUCUACUUUUUUAUUGUAAAGUGUGCAUCUUUAUUUUCAACCACCAGCCCUUUGUUUUAACGGUGGCUGGGGAAAGGCGUCUUCAGCUACUUGAAGGGGCCUCGCCCUCACCCUCCAGGAAUCCCACGAAGAAAUAAUUGUAACGUUAAAUUUGCAGGCGGAAGCUUGCUAGCAUCAAUGAGGUUCUCGAGCAUAACUACAAUAUAGAAUUUGCCGUCACUACCUUUUAACGGUUGCAGAAAAGGUAAAGAAACAACAGGAGCAACUCACACUCCACCUGGAAAAGUAUUGAACUUGUUGUUAACAAUAAUCAAAUAAAAACAAAAUUCACUCUGACUGGCAUGGUGCAGUGACCUUUUCCUUCCUACAGGAGCAGCAGCAGCUUAAGGCAGGUGGGAGAGCUUAUCUUCCAUUGUUGUCUCCCAGAGCCUUUAUAACUCACCACUGCCUUUUAAAAGGGGGGGAUUUUUAAAAAAUUAUAUACUAACUUUCACUUGUCGUCUGCCAUCCUGGAGGCCUGUCGUCAGGCAGAAAGGUGGCGUUAUAAAUAUUUCAAGUAGCAAGACUAUAAAUAAAUUGUCAGAAGUUACUCUGUGAGUGCUUGGCUUCCAUGGUUGUUACCUGAAGUCACAGGGAUGAGCUGAGCGUCCCAACCCUCUCCAUUACUGCAGGAUAAAAGCUGCCAGGCCUUCUAGAACUCAGCAGCAGCAGCAGUAAUUGCUAAACUUCCAGCUCUCCAUCUUCAGUCCUGGAGUAAGCUAUCCCAUCCCCAUUGGGAAGCCAAUCUGUCCAUUUUUAAACAUUGAGCAGGUCAGCGGUCCCAGCAGACACACACGAGCCAAUGGCUUCCCAUAAACACCGUCCUAAAAUAACAAAGGGGGAAUAGUUCCUUGCCCUCUUCCUAGCAACAACACCCCUAAAGCUUCAAGUUUGUUUGUUUUUUAAAAGAAACAACUUAUUGCCCAUGUUAAUUCAGACUGUACAUCUCAAAACAAGUAACGCUUGGCAAGAGAAUGCAAGUUCAGACUAUAAUGUAAAUACUUCUAUUUUUAAACGAAGCCAGUUUAUACAGGGUCUGAUGUAUUCUUCUACAGGGAUCGUGUGUGUCUAUUACUAACUAUCAGCUUUACAGGAACUGAAGUGUGUUUCCUGAUGAGUUGUACACCUAACCUUUUCCCAGCCUGCUGUGGGUAGGUUACCAGUAAGCGAUGCCCCCCCAGCCCCACCCCAACCACCACCUUUUGGUCUCCAUAUAGCUCAUAGUGAUGCUCUGCAUAAACAAACAAAAAAACCAAACUGCUUUGACUUCUGUUGUGCCUAAUCUUGAAUGUAUAAAUGAACUGCAAGCUUGUUUACAAAUGUUCCUUUAUUUUUCUUUCAAUGUGCACAUAAAUAUACUUAUUUAAGACUCA